AUGUCAAAAAUUGGUCAGCCGACGAAGACUCCAGAUCUCUAUGACAAGCCACCACCAUCAGCAGCAGUAAACGAUCAACUCUAUGACCAGCCGCCAAAGGCCGCCGAAGUGAACUACGACGAAAUAGCGCCAGGUCCGAAAUGCAAAAUCGAGGUUAGCAGUGGUGUAAUGCUCGCUGAUUAUACUCCAAAAGAAAUAAGGAAACCCACACCAAAAGCCGAUGAAACUCAAUUAAGUCAAGUAACGAGUGAGGUGUCAGCACACCAAUUAUGCGAAUAUGAGAAAGAUGAGAUCAUUGGUAGUGAGAUGAUGUCGUUCAUGGGAAGCGAACCUCCCCCAAAACCGAAAAAGUGCGUGAAGGUAAAGAGCAAGUGUGGCAUCGUAUCUUCGGCUAUUCUGACGCUUCUGACUCUUGUGCUUGCUAUAGUCACUUCAAUGGCGGCUUUUUGUCAAUUAGAGGAGACGAUUCCAGAAGAAUAUCCGUGGUUCUAA
Messenger RNA from Meloidogyne enterolobii, 492 nucleotides. The record is from the annotation of a GenBank genome assembly. NCBI's taxonomy places the organism in Eukaryota, Metazoa, Nematoda, Chromadorea, Rhabditida, Meloidogynidae.